Messenger RNA from Anas platyrhynchos (mallard), 3430 nucleotides. Lineage: Eukaryota; Metazoa; Chordata; Aves; Anseriformes; Anatidae. The record is from RefSeq and is a predicted model, not a curated record.
AGGUGUCCUCAUCCCUGGGACAGUUGCUGUGACACGUGUGACACAAACUUCAGGUUCUACCAGAGUAAUACCCAUCAGUGGAGAGCAUUGCCAAAGCUGUGCUGCUUGUGGGUGUUGGCUGCAAAGCUGACAGACCCAAAAUAAUGAUCAGUUGAGCCAUCAGCUGGGCAGUCACAUCCCUUCUCUGCUGGGCUCACCCAGGUUGGAGGAACAGGUUCACAGGAUUCACAGCUGCAAUUCAUCAACUUCUCAUUCAGAAUACUGCAAAGAUAAAAUUCCUUUCCCUGUCUUGCCUUCCUUUCCUCCCUUUCUCCAUUCCUCAUGUUGCUCAGGACACCUGUGAGGCAGAGCUGAAGGCUGAUGGGUGCCCUCGUACUCAGCACCUCUGGAGACAGGCUCUGGUGUGGACACUGAGGACCAAUGGUGCUACACAGAACCCAGAGAAAGCAGCUGCUAUGAGCAAGGGGAGAAUGAAUGCAGCUACCUUGGACAGAAACCCAGGGAGGCCACCCAGCCUUGCUCUCUGCUCUCUCCCUGCUUCCACAGCUGAGUUGCUGGGGCCAAGACCUGUUUCCUCAAUCACCUUUCAUGCAGAAAAGCACUGCUUUGUGCCAGUGACUUGGAAAAUGCUUACUGAUGUCUGUGACUUGUUGCUUCGCCAGGUGCUACGCUGAAGGCUGAUGCUGAACGAAGCACAGCCUCUACAGAUUCCUGUUGGUAGAUGCUCAGCCAUGUCUGUGUCCUUUCCCUCUGCUUGUCCCUGUGCUCACCUGUGCACAUGCUGCUCUCUCAUCUGCAGCCAGAGAUCAAGGUUUCUGCUGGAGCUCUUUUCUGAGCCAAGCACUGAUUUCCAUUGCCCCCUUGCUUCCCUUUGGUCCUGUCCUCCUCGCCUCAGGGACUGUGCACCAGUGAGCCCAGAGAGCAGGCACAAGAGGCAUCAUUUCAGCAGCUCUGCUACAAAAGAUCUAGGAAACUCUGCCCAUAAGCCCUGAACAGGGGGUUAUGCAUAGACAUUUUUUCUAAUGCUGCCCAGAUCCAUGCAGAAAGGAUCCCCCUCUUGAAAACGGCCACAACCCUAUCUGCUGAUCGGCCAAGACCUGCUCAGCCUUUGACAUGGACUGGAUACUGUUUUGGGAGAUUGGUACUAAAUGGGCAUUUCCCCUCAGAUCAUGAUUGAUCACAUUUUUCUGAAACAGCCUCCACAGCAGCCAGUCAGUAAGCUCAGCAUCAAUGUUCAGCUUCAGGAAUGAGCGAGGCUGAUCCUCCAUGGCAGCCACCAUGCUUCAGAGAGGACUGUCAUGUCUUUGAAAUUCAGAGAAGCCUAUUCACGCCGUGAUGGUCUUGGUGCUGGCUUAGAGAGGGUGCUGUUAGGAAAUGGAGAGGUGUGCAGAGACCUGCCCUGCUCCACUCUGUUCUUAAUUUGCUACCUCUCUUUGGCAAAGCCAGAGCACAGGCUUUGCUUCACCUCUGCAGUUUGUUUCACAUGUGAGUACCACACCUUGGCACCACGCUCACAUUUGUUAGAAAGAUCACCUUUAUCUUGAAGCAAUGGUUAGGGCUUUGAGGAGUGAUUAUCCUUGCUGCUCUUCAUCAGUUAACAGCCUGUUGUUUUUUUGUUGUUGUUGUUUUUUUGUUUGUUUGUUUUGUUUGUUUGUUUUCUGUAGAGGAAAGAGCACCACUUGGCCUUGUUCAGAAGCCCUCCUGUACCUGCAGGAUCCUCAAGUACAGGAAUGAAUAACUGGGCAGCAAACAGUAGCAGGUGUGACAUCAAGACCUCAGCUGGUUGUGGUGCCUGAGUGCCCUUUUCUUUCAAAACUCAUGUUUUACCUUCUGCAAACCAAAGCAUAUGGAUGGAGGAUUACAGAGACACUGAGCAUCCUUGGAGAGUGCCAGCUGAAGAAAAGAGACUGCAGGUGACAGCCUGGGGAGCCUGCUGUCCGGCGGAGACCUGGAGGACUUGCUGGUUCCUCUCACUAUGGAUUACCUUUCAACAACUCUUAACUCCUCUCCAUUGUAUAAUAUCUACAACUCAUUUCACAGGACAACAGAUGCCAUGUCACCAGCACCAAAUUCCUCUUCAAAUUAUUAUGAGGACUACUACUAUCCUGAAAUGGCUUCCACUUGCACCACAGAACAUAGUAAAUACUUUACAUCUAUGUUUUUUCCAGUGCUGUACACUGUGUUGUUUGUUACCGGCCUUGUGGGAAAUGCUUUGGUCGUUUGGGUCCUAUUGGCCUUCAAGAAAGUCAGGGCCAUGACUGACAUCUAUCUGCUGAACCUUGCCAUCUCUGACCUCCUCUUUGUCUUCUCUCUCCCCUUCUUGGUUCAGUACUCCCUGGUGAGCCAGUGGACUUUUGGCAAUGCCAUGUGUAAAAUUGUCAGCUCAGCUUACUUCAUUGGUUUCUACAGCAGCUCCUUCUUCAUAACCAUCAUGAGCAUCGACAGGUACUUGGCCAUUGUGCGGUCUGUGUAUGCUCUGCGGGUGCGCACGUCCGCCCACGGGGUCAUCGCAAGCCUGGCCCUUUGGGCAGUCGCCAUUUUAGCAUCAGCGCCAGACCUCAUUUUCUUCCAGGAAAUGGAUGACAGCAACAGGACCGUGUGCCUGCCUCACUAUCCUGGUAGUGACAACAGCUGGAAGAUUUUCAGCAAUUUUGAAGUCAAUGUCCUGGGGUGGCUGAUCCCGGUGGGCAUCCUCAUUUUCUGCUAUCACAACAUCUUGAAAAACCUGCAACGGUGUCACACUCGCAACAAGUAUAAAGCAAUGAAGCUGGUUUUCAUUGUCGUCACGGUGUUCUUCCUUUUCUGGACCCCCGUCAAUGUCGUGCUCUUCCUGGACUCCAUGAGGAGCAUGCACAUCAUCGACGACUGCCAGGCAAGCCAAAAGCUCGACCUAGCCCUGGAGCUGGCUGAGGCGCUCUCCUUCGUCCACUGCUGCCUCAACCCCAUCAUCUACGCCUUUGUGGGCGAGAAGUUCAAGAAGUAUCUCUGCGAGGCUUUUGGCAAAUAUGCACGUUUUCUCUUGACCUGCAACAACUACAGUGUGUUCCACAGGCACAAACUGGACAGGCAGUCCUCUGUGCACAUGGGGUCCUCGCAGUCAUCUUUUGUAGGUAGUGUCUUGUAGAGCUGCAAGACAAAAGCUCCCAUACUUCAUGCAUGACUUGAAGUUGAGCAGUCCUCCCGGUGAUUCAGUUAAUAAGUCUUCUUGUUGCCUUAGUGUAGGAGGUUUAGGUGCAGUGGCCCAUUACCAAAUUGUGACUAGGAAAUCCCGCAAUCCUAGAGCAAGCUGCAGUGCACCUUGCUCCAUGAUAUGCUGUAAUACCAUUCUGAGCAGAUCACAGAAUCACAGAAUCACAGAAUUUCUAGGUUGGAAGAGACCUCAAGAUCAUCUAGUCCAACCUCUGACCUAACACCAACAGUCCCCACUAAA